Molecule: messenger RNA, 2091 nt
Organism: Eriocheir sinensis (Chinese mitten crab)
Lineage: Eukaryota; Metazoa; Arthropoda; Malacostraca; Decapoda; Varunidae
Exons: 3
Coding region: 75-1193 (372 amino acids)
Source: RefSeq, a predicted model, not a curated record
UAUUUGACAAGGCUUUCAUAGGAGUUUUGGGCAUUUCCAGAGGUAGUAGUUUUAACCCAUCCGCUGCGAUUGGCAUGGAUUUCGCCUUUACUGGUAGCCUGGUAACAUACACUCCCAGGUCUUUCUCUGCCUCUGUGGUGGAUAGUGGAGUGUUUCCCAUGUGGUAUUGGUGUGCUGGAUAUCCCUUCACUGGUAGCCUGGUAACAUACACUCCCAGGUCUUUCUCUGCCUCUGUGGUGGAUAGUGAAGUGUUUCCCAUGUGGUAUUGGUGUGCUGGAUAUCCCUUCACUGGUAGCCUGGUAACAUACACUCCCAGGUCUUUCUCUGCCUCUGUGGUGGAUAGUGGAGUGUUUCCCAUGUGGUAUUGGUGUGCUGGAUAUCCCUUCACUGGUAGCCUGGUAACAUACACUCCCAGGUCUUUCUCUGCCUCUGUGGUGGAUAGUGGAGUGUUUCCCAUCUGGUAUUGGUGUGCUGGAUAUCCCUUCACUGGUAGCCUGGUAACAUACACUCCCAGGUCUUUCUCUGCCUCUAUGGUGGAUAGUGGAGUGUUUCCCAUGUGGUAUUGGUGUGCUGGAUAUCCCUUCACUGGUAGCCUGGUAACAUACACUCCCAGGUCUUUCUCUGCCUCUAUGGUGGAUAGUGGAGUGUUUCCCAUGUGGUAUUGGUGUGCUGGAUAUCCCUUCACUGGUAGCCUGGUAACAUACACUCCCAGGUCUUUCUCUGCCUCUGUGGUGGAUAGUGGAGUGUUUCCCAUGUGGUAUUGGUGUGCUGGAUAUCCCUUCACUGGUAGCCUGGUAACAUACACUCCCAGGUCUUUCUCUGCCUCUGUGGUGGAUAGUGGAGUGUUUCCCAUGUGGUAUUGGUGUGCUGGAUAUCCCUUCACUGGUAGCCUGGUAACAUACACUCCCAGGUCUUUCUCUGCCUCUGUGGUGGAUAGUGGAGUGUUUCCCAUGUGGUAUUGGUGUGCUGGAUAUCCCUUCACUGGUAGCCUGGUAACAUACACUCCCAGGUCUUUCUCUGCCUCUGUGGUGGAUAGUGGAGUGUUUCCCAUGUGGUAUUGGUGUGCUGGAUAUCCCUUCACUGGUAGCCUGGUAACAUACACUCCCAGGUCUUUCUCUGCCUCUGUGGUGGAUAGUGGAGUGUUUCCAUGUGGUAUUGGUGUGCUGGAUAUCCCUUCACUGGUAGCCUGGUAACAUACACUCCCAGGUCUUUCUCUGCCUCUGUGGUGGAUAGUGGAGUGUUUCCCAUGUGGUAUUGGUGUGCUGGAUAUCCCUUCACUGGUAGCCUGGUAACAUACACUCCCAGGUCUUUCUCUGCCUCUGUGGUGGAUAGUGGAGUGUUUCCCAUGUGGUAUUGGUGUGCUGGAUAUCCCUUCACUGGUAGCCUGGUAACAUACACUCCCAGGUCUUUCUCUGCCUCUGUGGUGGAUAGUGGAGUGUUUCCCAUGUGGUAUUGGUGUGCUGGAUAUCCCUUCACUGGUAGCCUGGUAACAUACACUCCCAGGUCUUUCUCUGCCUCUGUGGUGGAUAGUGGAGUGUUUCCCAUGUGGUAUUGGUGUGCUGGAUAUCCCUUCACUGGUAGCCUGGUAACAUACACUCCCAGGUCUUUCUGCCUCUGUGGUGGAUAGUGGAGUGUUUCCAUGUGGUAUUGGUGUGCUGGAUAUCCCUUCACUGGUAGCCUGGUAACAUACACUCCCAGGUCUUUCUCUGCCUCUGUGGUGGAUAGUGGAGUGUUUCCCAUGUGGUAUUGGUGUGCUGGAUAUCCCUUCACUGGUAGCCUGGUAACAUACACUCCCAGGUCUUUCUCUGCCUCUGUGGUGGAUAGUGGAGUGUUUCCCAUGUGGUAUUGGUAUGCUGGAUAUCCCCUCCCAAGGUGAAGGACUUUACAUUUUUCUUAACUGAAUUGUAGCAGCCACUUUUUGUUCCACUCCUGUAGCUUGGUGAUGUCUUCUUGUAGGAAAUCCGCAGUCAAGGGGUUAAGAUGGCGCCACUAUAAACACCUGCCUGCACCAAUACGGGCUGGGGCCGACUACCAUCCAGGCCCCUCAAACAAGCCUAUCGGCGCUAUAGGCGUAGAUAUAAAAAAAAGAGA